This is a messenger RNA of Chrysemys picta bellii (western painted turtle), 3940 nucleotides long. The record is from RefSeq and is a predicted model, not a curated record. Lineage: Eukaryota; Metazoa; Chordata; Testudines; Emydidae.
CUGCAUGACCAACUGCAAUGUGUUCAUAACAGUGACCACAACUGUAGAAAGCAGUGCAGGACCCAUCCUUUCAAACAGAGAUGGCAUGUGCACAGUAAACAGGGGCUGUUGAAAAAUGCUGCAGAAUGUAGUCGGAAUGCUGGGAUGGAAAAAACUGCAUCAUGGGACAUUGAGCUUGCAGCCAUGAUGCACUACAGUCCACUUCGCCUUCCCACAACUCCUGGCUGCGGAAGGUGGGAUAGCUACCCACAAUGCACUGCUCUCACUGUCGAUGCCAGAGCACUAACUGUGGACACGCUCUGCUGACAGAAGGAACAUUGUGUGAACAUGCACAAGUGAUCUGGGGCUCUUCGUAGAUUUCAAUCCUGAAGCAAUGUUGCUGGAUAUUGAGGAUGGUGGUGGUGAUGAGGAUCUAGAAGCAGAGCUUGCUGCUCUCACAGGAGAGAAGGUGACAGAAGGGAAGUCAAAACCCAAAGGGAAAACCCCUUUACCCAUGGAUCAUAUUGAAAAGAUGGCUGCAGAGUGCAUGAAGGACCUGAAUGAGGAAAAGGAGGAGGAUGAAGGUUUGGAGGAGGAUACGGACCUUUUGGCAGAGUUGCAGGAAGUUCUGGGCAAGCAAGACGAGACAGAAAGUGGUGAGGAUGAAACCAUAGCGAUGGAGGUGGUAGCAGCUCCACCAGUAAUACAGCAGCAACCUGAACUGCAGGCAGAGAUCACAUCUCCUGCUGUUUCCAGUGAAUUGCAGCAGACGAUAGAGGACAGAAUAGCUAACUAUAAGGCAGCAAUCUCUAAUGCAAAGGAGGCAGACGAGAGUGGCAAAGUGCGACGGUACGAAAGAGGCCUCAAGACACUGGAAACCAUGUUGGCUGCAAUGAAGAAGGGCAAAAAGAUCAAUGAGGAAGAAAUGCCACCCCCUGUAGCAUCAGGGAGAAGCUCUGCUAAUAUGCCUCAAACCACAGGAGCUGUGCCAGAGAGUUUAGGUGAUCCAACCAAAGUAAUACCCAAGGAGAAAGUGGAAUCCUCUGCAGACCAUGAGCUACAGCCUGUCAAUGAUAUGAAGUUGUCUCCGGGGUCAUCCUCUUUACAAUGUCAUGCUGCUGCUACUUCUGUCCUAGAAAUGGGUACUACAUUACAAGAUGAUUCCCUUAGCACAAGCACACGAACACUACUGGUUACAAGACAGAAAGAGUAUAAAUUAGCAGCUCUGAAAGCCAAACAGCAAGGAGAUCUAGAGAAGGCAAAAGAAUAUAUGAAGACUGGCAAGAAAUUUACAAUGGUCUUAGAAGCACUGGACAGUGGACAGCCAGUAGAUCUCCAGGAUAUGCCCCCAGCUCCACAAGAUCUUGAAAGCCUGGAAAAGAGACCGGCUCCAUCAAACCGGAUGGCAUCUGUUCCCGUUGAAAAUUCCCAGCCUCUCACAAUGUUCAAACCUCAGGGCCAUGAAGCCUCAGUGUCUGCUCAGCAGCCGAAAACUGUGCUGGAAGCUUUGCAGCAGAGGUUGGAGAAAUACAGAUCCGCAGCAGCGCAGGCCAAAGCAAGUGGGGAUGAUCGGAAAGGCAGGAUGCAUGAGAGGAUAGCCAAGCAAUACCAAGAUGCCAUAAGAACCCAUAAAGCAGGGAGAAAAGUGAAUUUUGCUGAAUUACCAGUUCCCCCUGGAUUCCCCCCCAUUCCUGGUGUGACACCCACAGAUGGCGACAGUACAAUAGCUGCCGUGCUGGAAAGCGCCAGCCACCUGGCUAACAUGGAGGAGAAAGAAGAUGAAGAUGAAGAGGUGGAGAGCGAACCUCCCACACAGGCCCCAGUUGCCAAGAGGCCUGCUCAGCUGCCUAAGAAGCCAACACAAGUUGUUAAGCCAAUUAUGGUGCCAUCUGCUGUAGCCCAGGAAGAGCACUCUUCUGAGAGUGUGAAAAAAGUUACAUCACCAUCCACUCCUGUAACAGCACCAGACAAAGCUGUAUCGAACGACCAUCUCCCUUUAGCCGCAAGUGAACAGCUAGAAUUUCUGGAGAACAGGAAGAAGCAAUACUUGAAGGCUGCGAUCAAAGCAAAGCAGCAGAAUGACCUUGAACAAGCCAAGCUGUAUCUCAGGACAGCAAAGAACUUAGACCCAAAGAUUGAGAUGGCAAAAAGCGGCAAAUCUGUUGAUAUUUCCAAGCUACCAUCACCCCCUACAGAUGAUGAGAGUGACUUUAUCUUCAUACACCAUGAGGAUGUCAAACUCUCUCAGAAGGCAGAAGAGGUGUACACUCAGCUCAUAAAACUGCUAAAGGACCAGCAUGAGAAAUGUUUGCAGUAUUCCAGGCAGUUCAUGCAUCUGGGAAACAUAACUGAAACAGCCCGGUUUGAAAAACUGGCACAAGGAUGUAAAAAGGACCUGGAGAUUCUGCAACUUGCACAAGCCCAGGGAAUGGAUCCCCCCAGCCAUCACUUUGAGGAGAGAACCUUUAAAAUAAUAAGGAUAUUUUCUGAACUCAACAGUACGGAAAUGCAUCUUAUCAUUGUCAGGGGAAUAAACCUGCCAGCUCCCCCAGGUGUGACACCAAAUGAUUUGGAUGCGUUUGUGAAAUUUGAAUUUCAGUACCCUAAUACGGAACAAGCUCAGAAAAGUAAAACGGCAGUAAUUAAAAAUACCAAUUCUCCAGAAUAUGAUCAGCUGUUCAAGUUGACCAUUAACCGAAAUCACAGAGGCUUCCGAAGAGUGAUUCAGACCAAGGGAAUUAAGUUUGAAAUAUUUCACAAAGGGGGCCUUUUCAGAAGUGACAAGCAAGUGGGAACAGCACAUUUGAAACUGGACAAACUGGAAUCAGAAUGUGAAAUUAGAGAGAUAAUUGAGAUUCUGGAUGGUAGGAAGCCCACCGGAGGGAAACUAGAGGUGAAAGUGAGACUCAGGGAGCCACUCAGUGGUCAAGAUCUUCAAACAAUUACAGAAAACUGGUUGAUCCUUGAACAUUAGUUAUCCUAAGAUCCAGGAAUGCUAAAAGCUGCAGAAUCGAGUUUGUACAUAGGACACUGCUACCUGCGAGCACCAAAGAUGUUAAAUGAAUGCACUACUGGACAUAACAUGUCUUUAUUUUGGUAACUACCUUAGUGUGUGUUAAGUUUUAUAAGGCAAGUAUUGUAAGGCCCUGGAAACUUACUACUAGUGGGGAAAAAUGGAACUGAUCUAUGCAAAAUGGAUUGAAUUGCCUUAAGAUGGGACUACUAAUGUUAGCACCAGAUGAAUGUUAUAUAAACUCAUCAUAACUAUCCUCUGCAGGGACUGUUUCAUAGUGGUGCGUGAAACCUGUAAUGGUUUGCUCUUAAAAAAAAAUCACUGGAGCAGUGCAAGGUAAUUAAUUUGCAAAUGAGACCUUAUGCUCCCAGCAUGGCUAGCUUGUGCUAGAAGCAACUCUUUUUCAGGCAUAUAUGCUCUUAUGCAUUGAAUACCACCUACUGCUUCCUCUUAUGAUCACCCUCAGGCCCUUCUGAAGAUCUGUAUGCUCCUCCUAUAAGUGUCCUGGGAGGAAGAAAAUAGUUCACUUUAAGCAGAGCUUUAGCAGCAGUGUAUCCCAUCUCCUCUGCAUGCUCUUGCCGCACUCUUAACUAGAUGUGCCUUGGCUUAAGGGAACAAUAGGAUAUGAGGAUUUUUUUAGAAUAGGGUUGUAGCUCUGGGUUUUGAAUUGGUUAUCAGUUGCCUGCCCUGUUUUCCCCCCCCUCCCCCGCCCCACUGUUUAGUCCAACUCAGCCUGCUUUGUGUGCCUUCAUUUUCUUAAUGCUUGGGAAUCAGUAAAGCCUGAUAUGGCCUGUUUAACAUGACAGGGUUUUCUGAAGGAUUGGAGUGUUUCACUAGGCGACUUACUAAUUGAUUGAAAAAUAGCCACUCUUAUUUGUGUAGAAAACUGGAUCAUUGCUGUUUGCAGAAUUUUUUAUAGACUAUACAUAAAAUGAUAUGGUACCAAAA